Molecule: messenger RNA, 381 nt
Organism: Drosophila yakuba
Lineage: Eukaryota; Metazoa; Arthropoda; Insecta; Diptera; Drosophilidae
Product: E3 ubiquitin-protein ligase TRIM68
Exons: 2
Coding region: 132-326 (64 amino acids)
Molecular function (GO): metal ion binding
Source: RefSeq, a predicted model, not a curated record
GGCAUUGUGACCAGAAUGUCAGUGAAGACGGCUUUGCCGUACACUUCGCCCCAGGCCGACACUGUGUCAAUCACUAAAAAAACACAAAGAUCACCUGAAAACUAAAACGGAAAGGAAAGCAAGCUGAAGCGAUGUAUGAGUGCUGCCCCGUGUGUCUGGGCAGACUUCGUCGCCAGGUGAAGACGCCGUGCAAGCACACAUUCUGCAAGAACUGUCUCUGCAAGGUCUACAAACAGAGCCCCGCCAAAGCUUGUCCCCUCUGCCGGGCUCCCUUGGAGUACUACAUCAGCAAGAGAAACAGCUCAGUGAUACUUGUCUUCUUUUAAAAGAGUCCAUCGUUAAAUUUAAAAUUGUUUCAAAGUUAAAUGGUUUCUGCUCAGC